GGUUAGGUUCGUAGGCACUCGCGGACCUUUUUCCGUCUCCCUGUCCCCUUCUUCCCGGCAUUCCUGUUUCCGCUUUCUCACGGCUCUUCGGUUUUUCCACUUCUGAGGCGCUUCGCGCCUAGGGGUUCAGUGACGUCAUCUUUCUGCGCUGCGCGGACGCCCGCCGGUGGAAGAAGGAACAGCUCCGCCGCCCUUCGCUGCUUUUGUUGGGCUGCUGCUCCUCCGGAAUCAUGGCGCCGUCACUGUGGAAGGGGCUGGUGGGCGUCGGCCUCUUUGCUCUAGCCCACGCGGCCUUUUCCGCCGCACAGCAUCGUUCUUAUAUGCGAUUAACAGAAAAGGAAGACGAAUCACUGCCAAUAGAUAUAGUUCUUCAGACACUUCUGGCCUUUGCAGUUACCUGUUAUGGUAUAGUUCAUAUUGCAGGGGAGUUUAAAGACAUGGAUGCCACUUCAGAACUAAAAAAUAAGACAUUUGACACAUUAAGGAAUCACCCAUCAUUUUAUGUAUUUAAUCAUCGUGGUCGAGUACUGUUCCGGCCUUCGGAUACAACAAAUUCUUCAAACCAAGAUGCAUUGUCCUCUAACACAUCAUUGAAGUUACGAAAACUUGAAUCACUGCGUCGUUAAGAUUUUUACAAAUUAUAAUAAUAGGACAGGACACAGAGCUGGAAUAUUGGAGUUUGGGGUAUGAAACACUCCCCAUCAGUAUUUAUAUUGAUCUUUCAGACGUAAUUAAAAAAGUCUAUGGCCCUUGUUUGUACACUGUUAAUCAAAUCAUUAAUGCAGUAUAAGUUAUCUGUGAAAUGAGUCUUUGGUCUUUUAUAGAAUUAUUUUUUUUCAUUUAAAACAAAUUCACAUCUUUUGUAAAAGUCACUGUUUUGAACACAUUUCUUUGAAAAAUGUUGAUGGUUUCGUAAUUAUUUAUUUUCUUAGAUUUCUUUUGCACUACAGUUUUUAGGAUUCUUUUGGAAAUAGUGUGACUACUGCAUUUUGCAGCAUGAAUGAUGGUAAAAUGGUCUUCAGUUCUUAACAACAAAUGGACUUCUCUAAAGAGACCAAAAUGAUGACUUAUCAGUUUUUCUUAUGCCCUCUAAAAAGUGGCUCUGCUUCAGCAGGUACUUGCCAGUUUUUAAUUUAUCCAUGACUUCUCACCCCGCUCUCUCCCGUAUACCUUCUAACAUCAGCUGUCUUGUUUCAUCACUUCUCUGGGGUUCUGUGUGCAGUGAACAAUUUUUGUGUCAGAAAUCCUUUGUCAUAACAAGUAUAUUUAACAAACUCAGCUUGUUGUAAAGCUACUUGUGUUCUCUUCAUUUAUCUGUAAAAAAAUUCCCUAAUUGAUUUUGUAGUGUGAGAGUAGUUGAAGAUAGACCAAAAAGACCAUUCAUGAUUUAAUUAUCCUACCUAUGUAAAAGAAUAGUAAUCACUGACGAAAACUUGUUGUUAGCCAGUUUAACUUAUUCAAAGUCUCUGUUAUUUUAUUGCGUACUAAACUAAUGAAUUAGUGAAAAUGAAGGAAACUUCUCAUUAAAGGUAGACUUCAAAGGAGUUGGGCCAAAUAUGUUCUAAAUAUUUGGAACUAAUGUCUUGAAUUUUAAAAAAGGUCAUUUAAGAAAUUGUUUCUUAGCUUCUGAUUUGUGGCAGGCUUAAGAGUUUUCCUUCUUCAUUGUAUGUUGCUGAAGGUGAGGAUGAGGUACAGAGUAGAAUUUUUUUAGAAACAGUAAUUUUAGUUUUGGGGCAAUUUGGCUAACUUUGAUCUGCGGGAAGCUUAACAUUUCUUUGUAGAGAAUGUUGCUUUUGUUGAAUUGUACAGGUAUGAAAACAUUGCUUUUGUUUAAUUUAUAGGUGUAAAGGGAUUAACUAUAUGCAAAUUUGAAAAGGAAAUGUGCUUUAGGCAAGAGUCAUAAGAUGCCUUUACACUUGAUUUGAUGGCGUUUUUCCAUUAGAAAUGAACCUCAGCUCUUUUAUUCUUCCUGGUAACACACAGCCCCAAAGCAUGAGAUUAUUUUGUCAUUGGGUUUUUAUUGUUGUUGAGUUGUUUUGUUUGCCAACCAGUUUGACUGUGGAAUACUGACUCUGCCUGCUAUCUAAGGAGAACAGAGUCAGAAAUCUGAUAACCUAAAAUAAUUUAGAAAUAAGUUAAAAAUGUGAAGUCAGGGGUUAAAGUUGUGGUAAUUAAAUCAAAAUAUUGUGCAAGAAUCAAGCUCCUUACAUCAGACUUGUCUACUGUUUCCUCAGGUCUGACGUGAUUUGCAAGAACCUCUUGUUUUCUUCUCUUUGGGGCUGUCUUCCUUUCCUAAUAUGUUUUUAUAACAACUUUAUUGAGAUAUAAUUUACAUAGCUUACAAUUCACCCAUUUAAAGGGUACGAUUCAGUGAUUUUGUAAUAUAUUCCCAAAGUUGUGCAACCAUGACCACAGUCAAUUUUAGAGCAUUUCCAUCACCCCAAAAAGAAACCCUGUAGCCUUUAGCUGUCACGUCUCAUUUUCCCCCAGUGCCUCCCAGCCCUGGGUAACCACUAAUCUACUUUCUGUCUCUGUAGAUUGCCUAUUCUGGUCAUUUACUAUGAAUGAAUUUGUACAGUAUCUGGUCUUUUGUGAUUAACUUCCCAAAUAUGGUUUUGUUCUAUGUGGGGUGAGAACUUCGCAUCUUGAGAACUGUGUUUGUUGUGAAAGGCAGUGGUUGGUAAAAGGGAGAUGUGAAGAGGGAGGGUCAGAUACCUAACAGGUUUCUCAGUCAAUCUUGUACUGAAUAGGUUUUCCUCAUAACCAAGCAUUCAUGAUAUACUACUACUAAUAAUUUUUUUCGCUAGUCUCUAGAAUGGAUAUUGAAACCUUUGCCCUGUCAGGAAAGUCCUGCUAAAAAUGAUGCCAAAUAAUUUGGCAAAUAAUUGACAUCGCAGUUUUCAGGCAUGUCUAACUUUGUUAGCAGCUUGUAUACCUCGGGCCAGAUGAACUUCCCAAAUUUCUUCUUUAAUUUCCUCCAGUGAAUCUCUGCUGUCUUUUUCAAGUAUCUGUCAUAGGACUAAAGGUGAUUUGGGUGUAUCAUAACAGUGCUUAAAUGGAUUAAGUUCAGAAUUUUAUUUAUAAUACUAUGAGACAGUCCAUGACUACCCAGGGUGGUCUAAAAAUGUAGUGAUGUGAGCUAGUUAAGCCUGCAGUUGACUAUGAUUGCAGUGACAUUCAGAAGGGUGUACUGUUGAAGGCUCUCUAGAAUAUAGGAAUACUCACUUCUUAAUAACCAGGGAACCAGCCAAAUGCUAUGGGCUAAUGGCUCAGCUGCAGAAAAUGCAGAUGGGCAAAUUGGAGACGAUGAUGCUCUGUAACUCCCUAAUGAUUGUUUCCUAGCAUUGUGGCUUAUUUUUGAGUGGCAUGACAGCAUCUUCCUGGUUGUAUGUGGCUUGUUUCCAUGAUGUAUUGAGUAGUGUUGUUUGUUGUGAGCAUCGAUGCCUGUAACACCAAGCUAAACACAUUCUUUUGGAUAUGUUUCCUCUCUUUAAAUGACCUUGCCCUGUCCAAUAAAUAAAUGAUUGUCUCACCCUGUU
Messenger RNA from Diceros bicornis minor, 3539 nucleotides. It is a transcript of the gene MMGT1, whose product is annotated as membrane magnesium transporter 1. Gene Ontology annotation, cellular component: plasma membrane; EMC complex; early endosome. Lineage: Eukaryota; Metazoa; Chordata; Mammalia; Perissodactyla; Rhinocerotidae. The record is from RefSeq and is a predicted model, not a curated record. The coding region runs from base 231 to 626 and encodes 131 amino acids. The transcript is spliced from 4 exons.